AUGUCAGCCCACAGAACCGAAAAAACUGAAACUGCUCAGUUGCCUCACAGCUUCUCCGAGCCAGUCACUUUGGCGAUCAUUGGGGGUACAGGAUUAUACCACAUGGCAUCUUUGGAACCAGUUGCUAGAUUAACUGUCUCUACACCAUGGGGAUUUCCUUCUUCUCCAAUCACCAUUUCUCGUACUUCAACUGGGUUCCCAAUCGCCUUUUUAGCCAGACAUGGUCUUCAUCACGAUUUAUUACCAACUGACGUCCCAUCCCAGGCAAACAUUGCUGCUUUGAAAUCUUUGGGUGUCAAAGUGAUCGUUGCCUUCUCAGCCGUCGGUUCUUUGCAAGAACAUGUUAGUCCUCGUGAUUUUGUCAUUCCUAACCAAAUCAUUGACCGUACUAAAGGUAUUAGACCUUCCACUUUCUUCGAAAGUGGUUUUGUUGGCCACGUUGGUUUUGGCGAGCCAUUUGAUAAAAAACUCGGUGAAUUGAUCUACAAUACCUGUAAAGACACUAUUGCUCCACAGAAGUUGCACUCCCCAGCCACCGAAAAGAAGGACACUUUGUUGAUCUGUAUGGAAGGCCCGGCUUUCUCUACCAGAGCCGAAUCCCAAUUAUACAGAAGCUGGGGCGGUACUGUCAUCAACAUGUCUUGUAUUCCAGAAUCCAAAUUGGCCAAAGAAGCGGAAAUCUCUUACCAAAUGAUUUGUAUGGCCACCGAUUAUGAUGCAUGGAAUGUCAACGAAGAACCAGUGACUGUGGAAACCGUGGUCAGUAACUUAAAGGCUAAUGGUGAAAAUGCCAACAAGUUGGCCACAACCCUUAUUCCAGCUUUGGAAAAGGCUCUUGUUGCCGGGGAGAUUGGCAACGAUUUAAAAGACACCUCCAAAUCUUCGAUCUCUACUAAUCCAAAUGCAGUUACUAGACAAUUAUUGGAAAAAAUGCACUUCUUGUUCCCAGGUAACUGGCCUGCUUACAAAUAG
This is a messenger RNA of Saccharomycopsis crataegensis, 972 nucleotides long. It is a transcript of the gene MEU1, whose product is annotated as S-methyl-5-thioadenosine phosphorylase. NCBI's taxonomy places the organism in Eukaryota, Fungi, Ascomycota, Saccharomycetes, Ascoideales, Saccharomycopsidaceae. Bases 1 to 972 code for a protein of 323 amino acids. The transcript has a single exon. Gene Ontology annotation, cellular component: cytosol. Gene Ontology annotation, molecular function: S-methyl-5-thioadenosine phosphorylase activity. The record is from RefSeq and is a predicted model, not a curated record. Gene Ontology annotation, biological process: nucleoside metabolic process.